This is a messenger RNA of Mytilus trossulus (common blue mussel), 2714 nucleotides long. RefSeq lists its product as uncharacterized. NCBI's taxonomy places the organism in Eukaryota, Metazoa, Mollusca, Bivalvia, Mytilida, Mytilidae. Bases 236 to 2026 code for a protein of 596 amino acids. Gene Ontology annotation, molecular function: protein binding. The transcript is spliced from 9 exons. The record is from RefSeq and is a predicted model, not a curated record.
AAAGCAAAUAUGUUAUAUAUUAUAUCCGAUUAAACAACAUCUUGUAACAAAAAUGGAGGUGAGUGUGGUCAGGAAUGUAAUAAUGGAAUAUCAAUAGUAAUAAACAGGGGAUUAAGAGUUCCGUCAGGUUCAGUAAAUUAGAAUAAUUCAACACUUAUUAUUUUUAUGUUCCAAUAAGUGUAGUGCAUUUGUUAAUCUUCUUUUACACGUGUCUACGUAAACCGGAAAGAAAGAUAUGAUUACGAAACAACUGAGUAUAAAAUUAAGCACGAUGAGAGUCAGAAAACCGAAAACAGAAUUGAACAAUAAUCAUGUUUCAAAUGGAACAGUUAAACAGGUUAAAAAAGAAAAGAAGAAAACAAAUCAAAAUAACCAGCAGAUGUUAGUUAAUGUUUUAUUAGGAUUUCUAGGAAUUAUAUUUGCAUGUGGAGUGUUUCUAUUUAUAACAAGAGACCUCGUUCCCGAAUAUGAAAGGAAUCCUUUUGAAAGAACUAAAAAAGAGGCUCCAGUUGAAAAUAAAAGAAGUGAUGAUGCUUCGAGUAGAACUGUUAAUAAGAAAAGUACUCAUCAACAAAGAAAUGAUGAUGUUUCGGGUCAAACUAUUGAUGAGGAAAGUAAUCACCAAGAAAAAGAUUCAAUGACGGAACAUAGUAUGAUGGACGAAAUACUUAGUCAAAACCCACACAAGACAGUAGAUGAACAGGAGAAAUUGUCGUCCAAUCAUUGGAGAGAAGCUGACACACGUGUCGUGGCUAAAUAUGAUUCGACAAUUUGUAAUAUAGAAAAACGGAAAAUAGAAGACCUCUCAAGUGAAGAAUUUGAAAAGGUAUACAGAUAUAAAAAGCCGGUCAUUGUUACUUUUCCAAAUGGAGCUGAUGACUGGGCAGACGCAGAUAAAUGGACUGUGUCCAACCUGAAAAAGGAGUAUGGUGAUUUUAGAAUAUAUUCCGGUAAUGCGCGGGAGAUUGUUCGCAGAGGAGGAAAUGGAGAAGUAGGGUCGUCCUUCUCUGAAUUUGUGGAUAAGUUAAUACAACAAGAAGAUGAAACAGGAGAACCAUUGUAUGUGUUUGACAGAAAUUUCUACAAUUCCUCCACACUGCCGGAAACCUUGAGGCCUCCAAGUAUCUUUAAAAUUCAGAAUGGAAUCGAUGACAGCAUAUUCUUUUUGGGAGCUUCCAGAAGUGGAGUGUCAUUCCAUAAACAUGCAGAUUCUUGGAAUGGUGUAUUGUAUGGCAGGAAAAGAUGGUUUCUAUAUCCUAUAGAUCAUACACCACCAGGAGGUGUGUUUACUGGAUAUACAAUGUUAGAAUGGUUUGACAUGGUUUAUCCAAAGAUAAAAGCCGAAGAAGAUAAACCUAUAGAAUGCGUACAAGCCGCAGGAGAAAUACUUUAUCUUCCUGAAGGAUUUUACCACGGAACAAUCAAUAUUGGAGAUACAGUUGCUAUUGGAAUACAGAAAAAGGAGAGCACUUUAGGAAUACAAAAAUUGUUCUACGAAGAUCGUUAUUUAGGGGAAAUGCUGGCAAAAAGUAAAACCUCUGAAGAGAGAACAGAAUGGUCCAGAAAAUUUAUAGAAUUAUAUACAACAAUACUAGAGUUGUUGCCGGAAAGCACUGAAGUUAUGCAAAAUAUCGCAGAAUUAUUACCUAAUGUAGACAGAAAGAGGGCUAGUCUAGAUAUGGUAAACAAAGUAUUAAAGAAAGAUCCAUAUUUUCUGAUGGCUAUUCUACAUAAAGUUGAAUUAUUGAUGGAUAUGAAUGAAGCAUACAAGGCAGAAGAAUUGCUUCAGGAGGCAUUACAAUUGAACCCAGAACUAUUUGAUACACGUGUCAUGUAUGGGCGUUUACUUUACGAUACAGGCAGACCCGAAGAGGCAGUUUUUCAUUUCAGAAAGGCCACAGAGCUUCGACCAAAUAACAUACACUUCUGGAAUUAUUUAAAGAAUGCACAGAUAGCCAGUGAUGAUGAUAGAGGAGCUGAAGAAUCAGAUGAAAUUAUAUCAUAUUUGAAAAGCUUUGAAGAAUAGAAUUAAUUUUGAUAAAUAAUUUAAACCAUUUACCUAAUGUUUUUAAAUGAGCUUUAUCCAUUUUGUUCGGCCUUUUCCUGACUUUUUGUUAGUUCUAUACUUACAAAAGGUAAUGGGAAUCAAGAUCAGAGGGAAAUGUGUAAAAUGUUAGUUUCUGCAUACAAGCAAAGUCCAAUUCAAUAAUUUAUUCAUUUUCAAUAUUAAAACAAAUGAAAAUAUGUAUGUUUUUAUCGAAAUAACGGCACUCAUACCCCAUCUUCCUAAGUGUGCUAUUUUCAACAAUUAAGACCAAUAUUGAGAAUACUUGGAAAAUAAAUAAUAAAGUACUUUCUUACAUCAAUAGUUUGAAAAUAGUUUUAUCUUAUUAUUUUUUUUUGCAAGGAUGGAUAAUCCCUGGAGUCAGAAUAACAAAGCAAUCUCCAAAUAAUGUAACUAAUAAAGCAACAGUAGUUUACCGCUGUUCAAAAGUCAAUUGAGAGGGGGGAAAACGGAAUAAAAACUUAAACCGAGGGAAACACAUCAACCAUAAGAGAACAAUAGAAAAACAGAAACAAUGAAGUGCAACAAAAAUAAAUACCAUCAUACAUUAAAACAGGACCAUUUGAUAACAACUGCUAUAUUCCUGACUUGGAACAGGACAUUUUAAGGAAAAUUUAAUAUAAUUUUUGUUUAAAUAACUGGCAACUAA